AUGAGCAACGAGGAUGCGGAUGGAAACCCGAUCGAAAUUUUAAAAAUAAAGCAUGUUUUCGAUAAUGCCCCCGAUCGCUGUAAACGUACAGAGAUUGACUCCAGAACGGCCGCUCAGAUAUCCAUCCUCGGCCUGUGUACUACAUUCUGCGGGGUUCUCAACCUCUUGUUCGCAAGGUGGCAGAUUAGAAGAUGGGAGCCAAGGAGAACACUAGUCUUGCAAACAGCUUUUCCCGCCCUGAGAGCCGCUGUCCAGGUUGUGGGAGUAACAGUUGGUGCGAGAGAAGGCAUCGCCAUCGUUCAAUCGAGUCAAAUAAUCAGUCUCAUUGGUGGCAUGUCUAGAUAUCUACUUGUGCCGAACAUUGCAACUGGUGAGGUCGUCGAGCCCUUAGAACGUACUGUAAUGUUCCGAAUGCUACACGGCAGUGUCCUGCUUGGAACGGCUGCCGGGUAUCUCCUGGGGGGGAUAACUAGAGAUGCCUACGGAAUUCGCCGGCCCUUCGAGAUUGCAACCCCUGUAUUCUCCCUCUCAAGCCUAUACUCGAUGUUUUUCAUCCCAUAUAUUGACUCCAAGAGCCUUCAUGAUGAUGCAAAGGAAACGAAGCAACCUCGAUGGAGCAAGUCCUUCGGCGGUCCCAGAGUACUCUCCCCACAGAGGCUACGCCUAAGUAACGGCAGAGCCAUCGCCCAUUACGGGAUUAAAUUCCUUGCUCUGGGUGUUUCUAUGAGCGUAUUAGCUAUUGGCUACGCGCCAAUGCUUAUUCAAAUAUAUGACACUGCCACCUUCAAUUUCCUCCCAACCGAAAACGGAUAUUUGAUGGCUACCAACUCUCUCAUCCGGGACUUUUUCCUGUCGAUCGUUUUCCCGAAGACUACCAAUGCAGGCAGGGCCUAG
Molecule: messenger RNA, 894 nt
Organism: Clonostachys rhizophaga
Lineage: Eukaryota; Fungi; Ascomycota; Sordariomycetes; Hypocreales; Bionectriaceae
Source: the annotation of a GenBank genome assembly